GGUGUGAGCGUAUAUCCCGCAGCCUGUCCUUCACUUAGACACUAUAUAAAGGUCAUAAUAGUACUGACAGUGUUGUUAUUAUCGCCUGUUGUGACAGAGGCGGGUCUAGGAUCGGGGCACACGUUGAUUGGACGUGACGACCCCCCUGUGCCACGAUGCUUCCGUUUUGUGCGUACGCGCAUGCGCAGCGACCCCUCUCUUCUGAUAUUUUAUUUACUCCCGAAACCCAAGAUGGCUCCUGUGAAUGUCUCGGUCCCAUAGCAAAUUGAGGAUGCAAGUAGCUGCCGUAAAAACAACUUUUCCCCGACCGUCACAUCCCCUGGAGUUCAAUUCGUAUGGUGCGGAGGAGGCCCUAACGUCCGUCUAGGCACCGAGCAGCCGUCGGGGCUUCGCGAAACCUUCUUCAAGCCUCCAAUUUGGAGUAGUUUCGCGAAGUAGCUCUUCUCCUCGCUGUCGCUGUCUGUCCGGAGCGAGGUUCAGGCAGGCAGCUCAUCCAAAUGGCCGAACCGAGAAAAGUGCAAUUUGUCACCCUCUCGGCCUUCGCAGCUGGAGCAGCCGCGGAGUCUAGGAAACGCCGGUUGGAGGAUGAGGCCGACUUCAACUUCGAUAGAGCCGGGGAGGUCGAGGCAGCGACCGGGGCAGGGGGAGCUGCCAGCAACGGUCGUCUCGACAAAACCGACGACGGGGACACGGCUGGAGCCGAGAAGAGGGCGACGGUGCGGCUCAACCUGUCCCUGCCCGAGCCUGACGACCGCUCCUCCGCCGAGUUUAAUUACGGAGAACUCAUCCAAAACCUCCAGGCAAAGAAUAAUCCUCCAAGUCUGACUUCAGCCCACAAUCCCAACGUCCCCUUCAAUGAUGACGAGAGAGUGCGGCUCCAGGUCGAGGCCCUGGCAAAAAAGUUUGAAAAUAAAUAUGCUAACACAGAGAAGAAGAAGAAGAAGGACAGAAUGCAAGAUUUGAUUGAUAUAGGCUUUGGCUACGACGAAACAGACCCCUUUAUCGACAACUCAGAAGCUUAUGAUGAGCUGGUUCCUGCCUCUUUGAACACAAAGCUGGGGGGAUUUUACAUCAACACUGGCACGCUGCAGUUCAGAACGGCCUCCGACUCCGAGGGAGAGGAGGGCAAGAAGCCGAACGACAACAAGGAGCAAGUGAUUAAGAAGAGGAAAAAGAAGGAAGUGGACAAUUUGGAAGAGAAGAACCUGAAGAAGAACAGAGUACCUAAACAAGGAGUGACAGCCCUCACCCUCCACCGGCCGGAGAAGAAGAAGAGAAAGAAGCUGAUGAAGGACUCUCUGUACCUGGCGGCCAUGCUCCGCCGCUUCACCCGGGAGAAGGAGGAUAUAAAGAAAAGAAACCCGAAUGUGGCUCACCCUGGACUGGCAGGAGGUGUGGCUAUAAAGCCCAACUCCAUCAACUCAACGAACAACCUGUUGGCCUCAAACUCAUCCCACCCGCAGGGCAACACCGCCAGCAACGACCUCUCACUGGCAGACCUCACCUCAGAUCCCGCUGUGAUGUCACUGCUGGGCUCGGCCAAUGAGAAGGAGCUGCAGGAUCUCCUAGGCGACCUGGACUUCACCCUGUUGGACUCUGACCAGCAGCACGCCAUGGCGGCGGCCAGGGAGAAUGGUAUUCUAGGAGUCGGUGUUCCAGGUCCUAAAGGAGCAGCAGCAGCAGCAGCAGCAGGAGGAGGUGGCCAAGGUCGAGGCCCGGGGUCUUCCAGCGGACUGUUUUCCCCGCCUCCGCUGCCUGAUGGACUGACUGCUCCUCUUAUUAAACGCAUCGAGGACUUGCGGGCGGCCUCGCGGCAGUUUGAUCAAGAGGGCAGGAAGAAAUUUUUCACCUUGGACAUGAAUAACAUUCUCCUGGACAUUGAGCUGCAGGUGCAGGAGCAGCCUCCGGAGGUGCGUCUAGGCAUCUACUCGCACAUGGAGGCAUUUGUGCCGUGCAACAAAGAAGCCCUCCUCAAACGCCUGAAGAAGCUCAGUCUCAACAUCCAGGAUGAUCAUCUACGGACGCCGCUGUUGAAGCUGAAGCUGGCGGUGUGUAGUGUGAUGCCAGAGCAGAUCGCCAAAUACAACAUGGACUGCAUGGCGAAGGUUGCAAAGCAGCAGUCAGGUGAGGGCGAUAAGAACGGCUCAGAGGAGGAAGAUGAGGAAAAGCCUGGGAAAAGGGUGAUGGGCCCGCGGAAGAAGUUUGUCUGGGAUGAAAAGCUCAGGAACCUGCUGUGCAGCUUGGUGCGAGUGAAGCUGAGCUGCUACGAGAUGGGGAACCAGUGCUCUCUGACUGUGGAGGACUACCUCAAGGUCUUCUUAGAGAAUGAGGUCAAACCACUAUGGCCCAAGGGCUGGAUGCAGGCCAGGAUUCUGCUCAAGGAGAGUCUUGCUGUUCACAGUCAUAUCACUGGAAACCUAGUGAAGAGGAGAAUGGUGCCUGGGCCCAGGGCCAAAGCCAAGGAGGGUCUUUGGAUCCACAAACCACCUCUCACCAUGACCUCCACCCCGUCUCUGCACACCUCUGCUCUGACCUCCAACCGCCAGCCCCCCUCCUCUUCCUCGCCACCGGAGCCCAUCUGUCUGUCUGACUCACUGGAUGAGGAUCUGACUGCUCCCUCUCUGGACUCCAUCUCCCACGCUCUGGCCCUCCUCAGCAAUGCAUCUAAGGGCCUGGGCCUCUCCGACAGCCCCUUGUCGCCCCCGCCCCUGCAAAUGCCCACCUCCUCUCCUCCCCCCGUCACCCUUCACUACCCCUCGGCCUCUCAGCUCUCUGCCUCGAUAGCAUCCACCACGCAGCAAUAUUCCCUGUCGAAGAUGGAGACCUCUUCGCUGGCAGCUGCUGGGAACUUGCCAACAACAACAACAACAACAACAAUAACGCUACCAACCGCCUCUUCUACCUCCUCGUCUCCCGCUGUUUCCUCCUUGGCUCGUGUGCAGGCAGCAGGUCUGUCGCUGGCCUCCAGGACUGCAGAUGUUCCCUACGGCCUGAUCAAAGGAUCUGUCACAAUGGGCCAAACCCAGACUCAGAGACUUCUUACCAUGGUAUCACCCAAUCACAGGCCAAGCUUGUUGAUGGGCGGGAGUGGCAAGAUGCAUCCACACCCGUCCCCCUCGCCUCCAAAGCAGCGGCCGCCUCCCACGGCUUCCCCUCUGCUGCCCCCUCAUCAGAAGGGCUUUGUCAGUCCGGUGGGGAUGCUGGGAGCUAUGGGAGGACUGGCCAAGAGCAAUGCCAAAACCAGCGGCAUCAGCAGCAACGGCAGCGUGAGCAGCAGCGGCACGCCUUCUUCCUCCCCCUCCUCACUGUCCCGCUCCAACUCCACCUCACACCUGCAGUCCUUCUGCCCUCCCUCCCCGGUGGUUUCCUCGCCGCCCCCCACCUCCCACAUCUCCCACUCCCCUCAAGGUAAAACCUACACACACCACCUUCACCAGGCCAACUUCAUCACGCCCAUGCAAGCCACGCUCACCAAGUCGUCCCACAGCAGCAACUCCUCUCCCAUCAUCAAGCUCACCCCUCGGCCUCCUGCGCCCACCCCACCUCCAUCUUCCUCCCCCUCCCCGUCAUCCUCGCCCUCGCCCUCACACCCGCUCUCCCAUCAUAUGAUCCCCAUCCAACAGCAACAACACCAGUACUCCCCCAAAACCCCCAAAACCCUUCGGCCCCCCUUCAGUGUAUCGGGCGGUGGGCAGGUGAAGCAGACGCAGGGUAACUUCAACUUCGCCAGAGGCCAGAAAGCUCAGUCCACCACGAGCAACAGUAGCAUCAUCAACAACAACUCUGUCAUCAACAAGGGAGUGAUAUCAUCUGUCUGCAGUCGCACAGACAAAACUCCCCUGUCCUCUGCGCCUUCAGUCUCAGCCAAUCACGUGCAGAGGCAGAGGGUGGUGGGCGGGGCAAAGGCAGGAAACGGUUGGGCCACUUUGGCCACGUCGUCCACAACGUCACACCUCCCACAGGUAUCCACAGCAAGCACUUCCCACCUGGGCAGCCCCUCCGCUCUGUCCCUGGGCUUCGGGAUGUUGGGCGGCCUGGUGCCCGUCUCGCUGCCCUUCCAGUUCCCCCCGCUGCUCAGUUUCAGCUCUCCUGGAGCUCCAGGGGUCGCUGGCAUGGGCUCAGCCCCCAGCUCCAACUCAGGAUACACCCUAGCACAGAGCAACCUAAUGGAUCUGUAUAAGAGUCUCCAGUCAGGGUCGCAGGCUGUCCUACCUCCUCACUUGCAACUUGCUUUCUCAGAUGCGAACCAAAGCCAGGGCGGAGACAUGAAGAGGAAAUCCCACUGACCAAUAACAGCGCAGGAGGUGGUCACCAGCCUGGUGACAUCACAGCCUCCUGGACACAUCCACCAAUAGGAACCUUCACUUUGAUUGACUGACUCAGUAAAGCUGUAUUUUAAAACGGACCUAAAGGAGAAUCAGUUUAUCCUCGCUACAAGUGGCAAUGAUAAAUUAAUUUAACUGUAUUUUCUAAUGAACCGGGUAUGAGAACAAGACGGAGUGAAUGACGAGAAUACUUUUAUUUUUGUUCUGCUUAUUUUUAUUUUUUUGUCAACAUGUUUACAUAAGACCGACCUUGAUCACUGUGGAAUGAGUGUGAGCGAGGUGGUGGUACAGAUGAGAGUAGUAGUACGCUACGUAAUAUAAUUUGUAUUUAAGCUUAUGUGGAAAAAAACAGAACUCUUGUUCUUGCAGUACAAAAAACAAAAAAAACAGACUGAGUAAUUUUUAUUUUUAUGUCUUUUUGCCUCCGAUGUGGGAAUCAUGUCCGUAGAAAUUUUAUUGUUGGUCACCUCUGCUCCCACAAAUGACUGUUAAGUAGUAGCUUAAAUUAAUAUUGAUAAGUUAUUUGUUAUUUACACAGGGACAAAAACAUGUUAUAGUGUCUGUGUGUGUGUGUGUGAGUGAGAGAGAGCGUGGUGAGGUUGAUUUGAAUGUGUAUGUACAGAAAAAAAUAACACAAUAUACUGUUUCUUUCCAGAUUAUUCUGUAUGAAUGGGUAAAGACGUGUAUCCACUUUUCACAAUAAUGAGCGAGUGUACGUUUGAUGCCCCUCUCCCGCUCAGUGUGUUUUUGGUGCUGUUUAAUCACACUGGACCUUUUCUGGAAAAAAGACUUGAAUUGAAAAAGUUUUGGAGCCGCCUGUGAGAGAGGGGACAAACGUCAAGAUUGUAGCCUACUUGAAUUGUUUUAGUUUUUUUUUUGUGAGUUAAGAUUUUUUUAUUUACUUUUUCUGCUUAUUGACUCGAACCAACUUAAUAUAACACAACGCCUUAGUUUGUAUUGAAAAAGUAUGAAAAAGAUCUAUGCAGGACUGUAAAACGCUCAAUGCAAAAGUGCAAGUCGUCGCUUGGCUUUCAACCUCUACUCAACUUGUCAGUGCAUUUCUGGAGUUGUGAAUGUUUGUAGAUGUUAUUGUUUCACUCGAGACCGUUUUCUGGUGUGUGUUCAGACAGAAGGACAUCUUUAGAAGCGUUUUGCAUAAAUGGCCUUUAUAGGCUAACGCUUUGCGCGUGGCUGCCAGUCAACAGAAGAAGUAUGGGUUGCCAACUGGAAACCAAACAAGUGCCAUUGCCAUCCAACCAAUCUACGGGAGAAAAUACAGACAGGUCUUCAGGAAUUUGUUUUAAUUCCUCUUCCAUGUCUUCAGAGAUGAAGACAAACUAAUGCACGAGCGAGGGAACAGCUGGGAAGCGGGAAAAUGUUUUUGCUCAAAUUUUUCUGAUACAAAAUGCACAUAAAAUACGUUUAUUGUUUAAACUGUUAUUCCAAGCAGCACAUUGAGAACAAAACAUUUUAAAUAGAUUAUAUCUCCCUUCUGGUAAAAAGAAAAAGUAAAAUUUCAGUAUUAACACUAAUACAAUCGAUUCCGUGCAUUUUCAACGAGCUAAUGAAACAUCUAGGUUCACGUGUUAGUGAACUGUUACACGUGCAUAACACAGCAAAAUAAGCUAAUUUAGCCUGUUUUUAUAUGGUGCGGCUAUAACUCUGUACAACGGGUGUUUUAUCUAAUGUAGCACCUGGGGUUUUAUGAAUCUACAAGAGAGAAAAGUUUCUGCUGAGGUCGAGCUCAUCCCCACUCCCGGUUGGUGCGACUUGCUAGCUAGCUAGCUAACUUUGGCUGUAUUAGGAAAAAACACGAACGCUAAGGCUGAAGUUCACUUUGCCGUCUGUCUGAACACACCUGUAGAAACACCUUCCCUCUGCUGAAUACCUCCGUUAACAAAACUGUUCUUCCUUAGCCUCUCGCUGUCCUCGCCUGACUAGUUCCUCUCCACGUGUGUCUGACUGACCGGCUGCACCGAGAACGGCGCCAAAGAUUGUUCUGUAGCUCACUUUUUAGAUGGGGUGUUGCUGGUCUGUGUGUGUGUGUGUGUGUGUGUGUGUACACGUGUGUGAGAGUGAUUAUUCUGACAUCUCCCCCCAAAAUGUAAACCCAUGAGUGUCAACGUGUGGUCCUUCAUGUUAUUGUGAAGUCAUGUGUCUGGAGCAGUGGGUGACAUCUUAUAACUUGUGCUUUCUUUGGGGGUUGGAAAGGAUACAAAUUGCAUUUUGUGGUUAACUGGUUACUUAAUUUGGUCUUUUGUAGAUUAUUUUUGUGUGUCAAUUAUGAAAUUAAACAAAACAGGUGGUUUUAAUGACUCUUAUUGUGUCUUUCUCCAUCUUUAAAGCUGGGGUAGGCAGUUCUCAAAAGUGCAAAAAUAAACAGGAUUUGAAAACGCAGCCAA
This is a messenger RNA of Cottoperca gobio, 6727 nucleotides long. It is a transcript of the gene ubn2a, whose product is annotated as ubinuclein 2a. The record is from RefSeq and is a predicted model, not a curated record. NCBI's taxonomy places the organism in Eukaryota, Metazoa, Chordata, Actinopteri, Perciformes, Bovichtidae. Gene Ontology annotation, biological process: chromatin organization. Gene Ontology annotation, cellular component: nucleus.